Cheilinus undulatus (humphead wrasse) is the source of this 5557-nucleotide messenger RNA. It is a transcript of the gene kdm5ba, whose product is annotated as lysine (K)-specific demethylase 5Ba. The record is from RefSeq and is a predicted model, not a curated record. Gene Ontology annotation, cellular component: nucleus. NCBI's taxonomy places the organism in Eukaryota, Metazoa, Chordata, Actinopteri, Labriformes, Labridae. Gene Ontology annotation, biological process: chromatin remodeling. Gene Ontology annotation, molecular function: histone demethylase activity; DNA binding. The transcript is spliced from 27 exons. Bases 151 to 4599 code for a protein of 1482 amino acids.
UCUCCAACUAGAUAAUUCGUCUUUGAGUUCAAUGAGUGGAGAGUAGACAUGAACUGAAUAGACAGAAAUCCAUAAAGCAUUGUGAGAAUAUUCCGCUUGAGGAAACCCCUCAGACACAAAACCAACUGCAGUCAUAACGAAGAUGCAACGAUGACUCAACCACAGCUGAAUGAGUUCAUUCCCCCUCCGGAGUGUCCUGUUUUUGAGCCCAGCUGGGAGGAAUUUGCCGACCCUUUUGCGUACAUCAACAAAAUACGGCCCAUUGCAGAGAAAACUGGCAUCUGCAAAGUCCGACCGCCACCCGACUGGCAGCCCCCGUUUGCCUGUGAUGUUGACAGACUGAAGUUCACACCGCGGAUACAAAGACUUAACGAGCUAGAGGCUCAGACCAGAGUGAAGCUUAACUUUUUGGAUCAAAUAGCAAAAUUCUGGGAGCUUCAAGGAUGCACUCUGAAAAUCCCUCAUGUGGAGAGAAAGAUUUUGGACCUUUACCAACUGAAUAAGCUGGUGAAUGAAGAAGGAGGUUUCGAUGCGGUGUGCAGAGAGAGGCGAUGGACAAAGAUAUCCGUUAAGAUGGGGUUUGCCCCUGGAAAAGCCAUUGGCUCUCAUCUGCGGGCACACUAUGAGAGGAUCCUGUACCCAUACAACCUGUUUCAGACUGGAGACAAUCUGCCAAAAGCCACCUUGACAAAUGACACUAAAGAUAAGGAGUACACCCCUCAUGACCUGCCGCAGAGACAGUCUGUCCAGCCUCAAGAGACCUGCAGCAUUGCUCGCAGAGCAAAAAGGAUGAGAUCAGAAAGAGGCUGUGUUAAAACUGAGCCUGAAGACAUCUGUGAGAACCGUCCCAAUCUCAGGAGGAGGAUGGGCACAUAUGCUGCCAAAUAUGAACCAGUGAGGAUGGCAAUCACAGAGGUGAAAAAGGAGCCCAUAGAAGAUGUGGAUGUCACAGAAAAAGAAUUAAUUAAGAUAAACAAACCACCCCCUAGUAAAGUGGACCAGUAUAUGUGCCUGGUGUGUGGCAGUGGGAGUGCAGAGGACCGCCUGCUGCUGUGUGACGGCUGUGACGACAGCUAUCACAUCUUCUGUCUGAUCCCUCCCCUCCACGAUGUUCCCAAAGGAGACUGGAGGUGCCCCAAGUGCCUGGCUCAGGAAUGUGGCAAACCUCCUGUUGCAUUUGGCUUUGAGCAGGCAAGCAGAAGCUACACUCUCCAAGCUUUUGGAGACAUGGCCGAUUCCUUUAAGUCUGAUUAUUUCAACAUGCCAGUUCAUAUGGUUCCUACUGAGCUGGUGGAGAAAGAGUUCUGGCGUCUGGUCAGCACCAUUGAAGAGGACGUCACUGUGGAGUAUGGAGCAGACAUUGCCUCCAAGGAGUUUGGGAGCGGUUUCCCUGUGAGGAACAGUCAUUUUGAAAUUGCUCCUGAGGACGAGCAUUACCUGACCAGCGGCUGGAACCUGAACAACAUGCCAGUGCUUGAUGCUUCGGUGCUGACUCACAUUACAGCCGACAUCUGUGGGAUGAAGUUACCCUGGCUGUAUGUGGGCAUGUGCUUCUCCUCCUUCUGCUGGCACAUUGAGGACCACUGGAGCUACUCCAUCAACUACCUUCAUUGGGGGGAGCCAAAGACAUGGUAUGGGGCACCUGGUUAUGCUGCUGAGCACCUCGAGACAGUCAUGAAGAAUCUGGCACCUGAGCUGUUUGAGUCGCAGCCAGACCUCCUUCACCAGCUGGUCACCAUCAUGAACCCCAACACACUGAUGAACAAUGGUGUCCCGAUCUAUCGCACCAACCAGUGUGCAGGCGAGUUUGUCAUCACUUUCCCCAGAGCAUACCACAGUGGUUUCAACCAGGGCUUUAACUUUGCUGAAGCUGUCAACUUCUGCACCAUGGACUGGAUGCCUAUUGGCCGUAACUGUAUUAGCCAUUAUCGCCAGCUGAGCAGGUACUGCGUUUUCUCCCAUGACGAGAUGGUUUGUAAUAUGGCCUGGAAAGCUGACACAAUGGACGUGGACCUGGCAGCUGCAGUGCAGAAGGAGAUGACAGCCAUGAUUCAGGAGGAGGAAGAACUCAGAGAAAUGAUUAAAAAGAUGGGUGUGGUGCAGUCUCGACAGGUUGAUUAUGAACUGCUCCCAGACGAGGAGCGGCAGUGCUACAAGUGUCGGACCACCUGCUACCUGUCUGGCAUCACCUGUGCCUGCAGUCCUGACAAGAUGGUUUGUGUGUACCAUGCCCAGGACCUCUGCUCCUGUCCUCAUAGCAACCUCACACUCCAUUUUAAGUUUACACUGGAUGAGUUGUACCCCAUGAGGUCAGCGGUGAAGCUGCGUGCAGAGUCCUACAAAGACUGGGUCCGUAAUGUGCAGGACAUCCUGGAGAACAAAGGAAGCAAGAAAAAAGGUCUGGAGGAGCUCCACAGUCUGGUGGAGCAGGCAGAAACAAAGGGUUUCCCACAAAUCAACCUCCUGGAUCAGCUCCGUGUGGUCACCUCAGAGGCUGAUAAAGUUGCUGCAAUGGCACAACAGCUGCUCAAUGGGAAGAGGCAAACGAGGUAUCGCUCUGGUGGAGGAAAAUCCCAAAGCCAGAAUGAAUUAACUGUGGAGGAGUUGAGGUCUUUUGUGCGACAGUUUGACAGCUUGCCCUGUAGCAUCAGACAGGCUCCUUUACUGAAGGACUUGUUGACUCGGGUUGAUGACUUCCAGCAGCGCAGUGGACGUCUUCUCUCUGACGAGACACCGAGCCCACAGGAGCUGCAAGAGCUGCUGGACGUGAGUCUGGGCCUGGAUGUGGAGCUGCCUCAGCUGCCCCUGCUGAGGGAGAGGCUGGAACAGGCACGCUGGCUGGAGGCCGUGCAGCAGGCCAGCAGUCGGCCAGACAGCCUCUGUUUGGACACCAUGAGGAGGCUGAUAGACCAGGGAGUGGGUUUGGCCCCUCACAGCUCAGUGGAAAGAGCCAUGGCUCGCCUGCAGGAGCUGCUGACUGUGUCAGAGCAGUGGGAGGAGCGUGUGCUCAACCUCAUGGAGGCAAGACCGUAUCACAGCAUAGAGACUCUAGAAGCUGCUCUGCAGGAAGUAGAAAACAUCCCUGCAUACCUGCCAAACUGUCUGCAGCUGAAGGAUGUCGUCGCCAAGGCCAGGAGGUGGCUGCAUGAAGCUGAAGCACUCCAGCUUGGGGGGCGUAUUCCUGUGCUUGACAGCCUCUCUGAGCUGGUUCUCAGAGCAGAAAAUAUCCCAGUGAGACUCGACCUGCUGAAUAAUAGACUAGAGGCUCUUGUUAGUGACGUGCAGACCUGGAAGGAGAGCGCGGCAAAGACAUUCCUACUGAAAAACUCUCCUUUCUCUCUGUUAGAGGUGUUGUGUCCAAGAUGUGAUGUUGGGGCCGGAUAUCAGAAAUCAAGAUCUAAGAAAUCAAAAGAAGCAGUGCAAAUCUGUAAAAAAUCUUCAACAAAACUGGAGUCUCUGAGUGAUGUGGAGAGAGCACUCUCAGAGAGUAAAGACUCUGCCUCUGCUAUGGCCACUCUUGCUGAGGUCCACCAGAGGGAGAUGGAGACCUUGUUAGCCCUUCGUUCUUCAAAUGAGUCCAAGCUGCUUCCUGCUGAGAACUGUUGUGCACUUAGUGUUUGUGUUUGCCAAAAGGCUCCUUCGGGUGUCAUGGUGCAGUGUGAGCUCUGUCGAGAAGUUUUUCACUGUGGCUGCGUUACAACAACCACAGAGCAAGAGUAUGGCCGAGCCUGGCUCUGCCCGCUUUGCCAGCGAUCGAGGAAACCCCCUCUGGAUAAGGUCCUGCCCUUGUUAGCUUCGCUUCAGAGGAUUCGGGUUCGACUCCCAGAGGGAGAUGCACUGCGGUUUCUCAUAGAGAGGACAGUGCGAUGGCAGCACAGAGUUCAGCAGGCGUGCACAGAGGGAGUGUUGGAGAAAGUGUCAAAGAUGGGGAGAAAUGGAUUGUCUACCCAUCCAACGUAUGAGAGAAAUGGUUGGGUUUUUCACACAGAGCACCAGUGUGUUCCUCUCCAGGGCCUGAGUCCUGAGCUGGAGGAGCUUAUGGUGGAGGGUUUCCUCCUUCAGGUCACUCUUCCUGAGACCGAGCAGCUAUACAGGUACCUGUUGUAUAAACUGGCCCCCCGACGGUCACAUUGCUCCCCUAGUGGGAGUGACACAGACGAGGACCGACAUUCUCAUAGAGGGAGCCCACACCACAAAAAGAAUGGAGUUUCCAGUCUUAAAAAGGAGGCAGUGAACGGACAGAGUAAAAGGACCAAACGACGGAAGGAAAGCUCUGACUCUCAGCACAGCGACAAGGCCAAGAAGAAGAAGAAGAAGUCAAAGAAAAGCAAAGAGAGGAGUGAAGAAACAAAAAGGACCUGUUCUCCAACACACACUGUGUCUGACCCCGCUCCCUCAGACUCAGAGGAGGACUUCUCACUAUGUGCCGCACCGUGGUGCAGGGAGCCAGAGGGUGAUGAGGUGAACUGGGUGCAAUGUGACGGCAGCUGCAAUCAGUGGUUCCAUCAGGUUUGUGUAGGACUUUCUGCAGAGCGAGCAGAGAAGGAGGACUAUAUUUGUAUAAGCUGCACACAGCCGGACUACGACCGAGGAGAAUGAAGACCAAAAAAGUGACAUUUGAAGGAUCAGCAGUUUUUGUUGCAGGCUGCAGCACUUAAACGCACACCUGAACUCUGUGUCCUGCGGCUCCUCCCCUUUACCUUCUGGCUUGCCCGUAGUGAACAUGGUGCUAUUUACUGUUUUUUUUUUUUCCAGACUUACAAAAAGACUUCUGUCUCUUUCUCCUCACAUGGCUGCUUUUUCAGCCAAUCAACUAAUCAUUUCUGAAACUUUCCAAGACUUGCUGCAGGUGUAAAAUAUGGUUAACUGUUCAAGAACAGUGCAGGGAUUUUUCAACCAAAAAAAUUUGACAUCACAUUUUAGAAUCGCUUUUUUUACAUGCAUCUGAACAAUGUGAAACUUAUCUUUCUCUUGUAGAGUAAAUAUUAUUUAUCUAAGCAAUAACAGAACUGAUUAAUUGAGGUUCGGUUUUCACCUGAGCUAUAUUUGUGCUUAGAAAUUCUUUGAUAGAAGAAACCCUGAAUUCACUUUAAGAAUCCUUUGACAUAAACGGUUCGAUUAAACAUUUGUGAACAGGAAUAACUUGAACCAGAAACCAGAGAGCCACUGAGCUCCUUAUUCUAAUUUGUGCACAAUUUGCACCUGAAUAAUUGCCUGUGUCCCUUAAAAGAAAAAAAUCUCUGACUUUGAUAUGAAAUCGAAUCCCUUCAGCGCUGUCUGCAUAUACAAGUCCUGAAUCCCUUGUUACUGACACUGGGUAGGACUUGGUUUUGUUCACAGGAUGAGUUUGAACUGUCCGACAUCAAAGGAAUGUACAUUUUGUGUGGCUUUUCCCUUUAUGGUUUAGGAUGAAAAUAUUGUGUUGGACUUAGAUUUAACACAGACUGUGUGAUUUAUUCGCUUCGGGUAUAUACAGUAUGACCUUUUUCUGCUCCUUUGGGUAAAUAAUAUAAUUCACAUGUUGCAGUUUGCAUUAUAAAAUAAAAAAAAUGUUUGU